Molecule: messenger RNA, 1677 nt
Organism: Echinostoma caproni
Lineage: Eukaryota; Metazoa; Platyhelminthes; Trematoda; Plagiorchiida; Echinostomatidae
Source: the annotation of a GenBank genome assembly
AUGCGAAUUUCAGAGAAGUAUGUUCUCACGUUUCCCUUGUUAACGUUGACCAAGACGGACACGGAUGUUCUUCGUGCCUCUCUAAAUUCUCUCAAAUCUUCGGAUAUUGAAGUCACUUUAGCUGGUGUCCACUUUUUCGAGGAGGUUAUCUUACAGGAUUUUCCAGCCGAAAUAUUCCUUCAACGCACUGCUUUUGUUGAGGCUAUCUCCGUCGUCCCAGCGGACUUGCGGACCCAAUUCUCAAUGGCACUAUUGGACACGAGUUUAUUAUGCACUCCGUGUGAUUUGGAUCGAUUAGUCCUUGUCGGACUCCCAGCUUAUGUUGCCCUGUUCAACUCCGCCAUUCUUUCUUUGUGGCAAAUGUUGAUAAACUUACAGCGAUCUAUGCGUGCUCUGGUCCAGUACCUGCGCGAUUUCGAGGCGAUUCGGGAUAAAAAAAUAGAAAUCCCAGAAUCGUUGAUGGAUAUGGCCGUUGAAGGAGGGAAUGCAUUAGAAAUUAUAGGUUCCACCCACUUUGCUUCCACAUUUGUACAGUUCUUGAAUGAAAUCUUCUGGUUUCCUGGUCUAUCCACGUUGCAUCAUAAUGUGAACUCAACUAAUGUGGAUAUUGUGGCCAAUCCGACCAAACCGAACAACGGAUUGGAAUUCGUUCUACGCGAUGAAAUACUCUGUGAACUGAUCGAGUUUGGAUUGCAAGAUAAUUGUGUUGAGAUUCACAAUUUGACUGAACGCAUCCUGGUCCGAUUGUUAAACGGAUACGCCAUUCUUCCACAAGCAACUUGGAAAGCAUUGCGCCGACUGAUCCUUUUGCGUCCUGCCUGUGCCGACCCACUCCCCGAUGCAGUUAGACCCCUUUCUAUCUCCUUGGGGCCAUAUGCACAGGUUUAUUCAGGCCCGGAUGAGCAGGACACAUUAGGUGCGCUCGCACUUGACUGGUGUCUAGGCCAAAUGACACCAGAUGGGCGUCGUUUAUGGCAUGAUCGUGAUCGAGUUGUUGAACGUUCCAUUACAGAUUCGUCUGCAAGCGAUGAGGUAUUCGAACAAGUUAUCAUGUCGUGUUGCCGCCUACUCAUGCACCCGGCCCCCGAAGUUCGAUUGCGAGCCGCAGUUGUCGUGUGCGAUUACAUACAACAGUUAUGGCGUCAUUCGGUCGGCAUGGACUCGCGUAGUCGAUUUUCACAGUUUGAAUCGGUGCGGCAGAUAGAGGGCGCAUCUGUCACUUCGGAACCGCGUUCAGCCACAGCUGGGAAUACUGGCUCGUUAAACAUAUAUCCUCCAGUACUCCUGAAUGGACCCGGUAUCAGUUUGUCAGACUCGAAGCACAAAACGAGCACUCCACUGCUAGAUACACAGAAUACUGUUCUGAAUACAGUAACAGAUAAACUUGCCAAUAUUUUCAUCCCAACCGCGUACGAUUCGUCCGGAACUAUUCCGGCACCGCCGCUGCUCGAUCAGCACGAUGUUCCAGUAGAGAGUACAUCACACUGUGAAGAUCAAAAGCAAUUAGACGGAUUGUUACACGUGAUGCAAUUGUUUUCCAGUUCGGACUCCGAUCUAGGUGUGCGCCGUGCAGCUGGAGAGCAGAUUGCUAUUCUCGUCAAACGUGAGUUAUUUAUCGGUGCCAGUCCUUUGAGAUUAUUUAUGUAUAACACAAUAUGGUGGGCAGUAGCUGGAUGA